This is a messenger RNA of Sesamum indicum (sesame), 3895 nucleotides long. Its product is annotated as coiled-coil protein. NCBI's taxonomy places the organism in Eukaryota, Viridiplantae, Streptophyta, Magnoliopsida, Lamiales, Pedaliaceae. Gene Ontology annotation, biological process: endocytic recycling; retrograde transport, endosome to Golgi. Gene Ontology annotation, cellular component: EARP complex. The record is from RefSeq and is a predicted model, not a curated record. Gene Ontology annotation, molecular function: SNARE binding.
UAUUUUACCCCAAAUUUCAGAAAUUACACCGCAAAAAUAACCAAAUAAGUGUAUUGUUAUUCUUUUGUUUUGGGGUUGGCUGUGAAUUCCCAGUUCCCAAUCAGACUGUGGAACCUUAAGAUCUGACCAAGAAAAAGUCUUGUGCGAAGCAAUUAAAGCAAACCCAACCCCCAAAAUCCACCACGCAAAUCACACACACAACACACACUGACUGACUGCCGGUACCAUUACCUUAUCAUAUAUGACUUCCGAUCUGAUCUGGUGAUAAUGAGGCGGCGUGAUUUAGUAUCCAGAGGCGGCGGCGGGGUGUGAAUGAAAUGCAGCCGGGUAAUAAUCCACUGACACUGCCAUUUCCACUUAGUCCGUUACUGCUAUUGAAUGCCGCUGGAGGCGGCGUUGGUGAUUUGGGAGAGGGAGGGUUCGAAUUGUCGAGGUAUUUGUUCCUAGGAUCGCUCCUCUUCUAUCGAGAAGGAGGCGGCAUGGACCUGUCCAAGGUCGGUGAGAAGAUUCUCAGCUCCGUUCGCUCUGCGCGCUCCCUUGGUCUCCUGCCUUCUACAUCCGAUCGUCCUGAGGUUCCAGCACGAGCUGCUGCGGCAGCAGCUGUAGCCCGUGUUCUUGCUGCACUACCUUCAGAUCAGAGGCAUAAUCUCUCUUCCAGCUCUGAAGAAUUAAGUUCAAUAUACGGGAGCAGAUCUCAAGGUCCAGCUGUUGAUGAACUCGAGAAAGAAUUCUAUGAGGAGGAUUUUGAUCCUGUUAGAUAUAUUUUACAACAAAUUCCCUCUGAAGAAAAAGAGCCAGCAUAUUUUGAGGAAAAGGCCGCUCUUCGACUAGCACAACUGGAUAGAAUUUCUGAGCGCUUGUCACGCCAUGUGAUGGAACAUCAUGAAGAAAUGGUGGAGGGGAUGAAUCUGGUAAAAGAGUUAGAGAAGGACUUGAAGAUUGCAAAUGUUAUUUGCAAGAAUGGGCAAAGGCACCUGACAUCUUCAAGGAAUGAGGUGUCUAGGGAUCUUGUUGUUACAGAAAGUUCAAAAAAGAAACAAGCCCUCCUGGAGAUGCUCCCCAUCCUAACUGAGCUUCGUCAUGCAGUGGACAUGCAAGCGGUUCUUGAUACUUGUGUUGAGGAAGGGAAUUUCUCUAAGGCUUUCCAAGUACUAUCCGAGUAUUUGCAAGUUCUAGAUAGUUUGUCAGAACUUUCUGCAGUGCAAGAGAUGAGCCGUGGUGUUGAGGUUUGGUUGGGAAAAACUUUGCAAAAGUUGGAUUCACUUCUAUUAGAAGUAUGCCAGGACUUCAAAGAGGAUGCCUAUCUCACUGUGGUCGAUGCGUAUGCACUAAUUGGUGAUGUUUCUGCUCUAGCUGAAAAGAUACAAAGCUUCUUUAUGCAGGAGGUUCUCUCUGAAAGUCACUCUGCAUUGAGGACUAUUUUGCAAGAGGAUGCUGAACACCCCAAUUUGCAAACUGCUAGGCUUACCUACAGUGAUUUGUGCAUUCAGAUACCUGAAUCCAAGUUCAGGCAGUGUUUACUAGCAACAUUAGCCGUUCUCUUUAAGCUGAUGUGUUCAUAUUAUGCAAUAACGAGCUUCCGACUAGAAGAUAAAGUGUUACCCUGCCAUAAUUCCAGUGGGAGACAACAGGGUAACUCAGCUGGGGUCUCUGAGGAUCCUGAGAGGGAAGUAACUUCUACUUCGCUGGUAGAAGAUGGGUCCGUCUCUGCAUCAACUGAUGAGAGAAGAGAUGAUGGAACUGGAGCAUCAAGUAGUGGAUCCACUUGGUUCUCAUUGCGUAAAGAUGCAGCGACAUUUGUUUCACAUACCUUACAAAGGGGUCGUAGGAACCUCUGGCACCUUACAACAAGCCGUGUGGCAGUGUUGCUUUCUUCUUCUGCAGUUUCUUCAACAAGCAUUCAUCAAUUUUUGAGAAAUUAUGAAGAUCUGAGUAUCUUCAUUCUGGCUGGGGAAGCUUUUUGUGGGAUAGAAGCUACUGAAUUUCGCCAGAAACUUAAAUCUAUUUGUGAAGGUUAUUUUGCUGCUUUCCAUCGUCAGAAUAUUUAUGCCCUAAAAAUGGUCAUGGAGAAGGAGAAUUGGCAGAUAAUGCCUCCAGAAACAAUUCAAGUCGUUAGUUUUCCAGGGCUGGUUGGUGAUGGAGCAGCUCUCAUUGUUUCAUCCAAUAGUUCUAGGGCAAGAUUACUGCAUGACAAUAAAUCAGUUGGUCCACUUGUUAGUGGGUCAAAGAGGGGUGGAUUUUCAUAUUGGCUGGAAAAUGGAAACCCAUUUCAAUUGAAAUUGAAUGGCAGUUCUGAGGAGUAUCCUGACUCCUUUCAUCCCAAUGGCUUGGCCACACAAGUAGCUGGAAAUACUGAUAAGAGAACCCAGCACACUAAAUCUUCCCUAAACAGUGGUGAUGUAAACCAUGUUAAUGGCACUACUCUUUCAGAAGAUGAAAAUGAAGAUCUCCAUGCAGAUUUUAUUGACGAAGAUAGUCAGCUUCCUAGUCGUAUUUCCAGACCAAGUCAUGCAAGGCAUCACUCUUCACAUGGGAAUAAUGAAGAUAUGACAGCACAGACAGGAUCUUCGCUUAGUCUCCUGAGAUUGCUGGACAAAUAUGCACGACUGAUGCAGAAAUUAGAGAUUGUCAAUGUUGAGUUUUUCAAGGGAUUUUGCCAGUUGUUUGAGAUCUUUUUCCACUUGGUAUUUGAAUCAUUCUGUGAACAUAAUACUCAACCUAGUGGAAAGGGCUUGAAUGACUCACUUCCUCACAAGCUGAAGACUGCAUUAUCAAGAAUUUCACAAGACUGUGACCAGUGGAUAAAACCUCACUCUACAUCAAUUUCUUCUUUUUCCCCAACAUCUUCGGGUGCAUCAUAUACGCAUAUGGAUGUCACACCUACCAGUCCGCCUAGUCACUUGAAUCACACAACUUUUGGACUGAAGGAAAGAUGUGCUGGUGCUGAUACUAUAACUCUUGUUGCUCAAUUAUUGCAUAGAUCUAAAGCCCAUCUUCAAUCAAUGCUUCUGCAGAACAAUGGAGCAGUAGUUGAGGACUUCUAUGUGCAUUUGGUGGAUGCUGUUCCGGAACUUACUCAGCACAUUUAUAGAACAACAGCGAAACUAUUACUCCACAUUAAUGGGUACGUUGACCGCAUUGCCAAUGCUAAAUGGGAGGUGAAAGAGCUUGGAAUGGAGCAUAACGGGUAUGUUGAUUUAUUACUGGGAGAAUUUAAGCACUACAAAACAAGGCUUGCUCAUGGGGGUAUACGGCAAGAGGUUCAAGACCUCCUCUUAGAAUAUGGCCUUGAAAAUGUUGCUGAAACUCUCAUCGAGGGCCUAUCUAGGGUGAAGAAGUGUACUGAUGAAGGGCGGGCGCUGAUGUCCCUGGAUCUUCAGGUUUUAAUAAACGGCCUAAAGCAUUUUGUCUCAAUUGAUGUAAGACCGAAAUUGCAGAUAGUGGAAACUUAUAUCAAGGCCUACUAUCUUCCAGAAACAGAAUUCGUCCACUGGUCACGUGCCCAUCCGGAAUAUAGUAAAAGUCAAAUAGUCGGGCUUAUCAACCUCGUUGCUUCAAUGAAAGGCUGGAAAAGGAAAACGAGGUUGGAAGUGUUAGAAAAGAUAGAAUGAUCCCAUGUUGUUGACUGCCUUUGAGCCCUAAAAAGUUUUGUGAUUCCUUCUCUUUUCCCUCUUUUCACCAUUUCAGAUGAUCCCUGUAAAUUGGAUCCUGUCUUCCAUUUUUUAUAGGAUCGGCUUGAGGUUGUAUAUCAUCUCAUUUGUAAUAUAUCAUCUUCCCUCAAAUGGGAAUGACUGUAAUUUUGAAACAAACAGUAUAACAAAUGAGGGCAUGAGUUCCUGUAAUUGAGUUCCUGAUUUAUUUCCGCUCACCUAUUUGACUAUACUUCCCUUUCCAA